CGUUGGAAGCACUUUCUCUCUUCUCGGGCUACCAGAAGAAAGGAGAACACUCCCCACACUCCGGCAUUACUCGCUCACACACACGCCACGAGUCCAAGGCUCAAGCGACUGCACACAGCCCGUUUAACUUGUCAUCAACUUUCCGGCUGAAGAAGCGAUGGUUACUUGUGCUUGGCCGAAGUGUGCGGGGCAACAUAGACGCUCGCAUGCGUGGGGUUAACUCCUUCAGCACAUAGAUGUUUAUAUAUUUACACAAAUUAUCUCUCCCCACUGUUUAAACGCUUUUAAUGGCUACGGCUGUUAUUGCCAGCACAAAAUGCCUGUCAUGAAAGGAUUGCUUGCGCCUCAGAACACCUUUUUGGACACAAUUGCUACACGAUUCGACGGAACUCACAGCAACUUUGUGCUGGGAAAUGCUCAGGUUCUGAACGUAUAUCCAAUAGUGUACUGCUCUGAUGGAUUCUGUGAAUUGACUGGCUAUGCCCGAGCAGAACUCAUGCAGAAGUCCUGUGCUUGCAAGUUCCUCUAUGGAGUAGAAACAAAUGAAGUCAUGAAAAUACAGAUUCAGAAAGCACUGGAUGAGAAGACUGAGUUCAAGACUGAGCUUAUAUUCUACAAGAAAAGUGGUGCAUCCUUUUGGUGUCUGUUAGAUAUUGUUCCAAUUAAGAAUGAAAAGGGAGAGGUUGUGCUGUUCCUGGCCUCACAUAAGGACAUUACUGAUAGCAAGAACAAUUUGUCACCCGGCAGUACAAAAGAUCCAGAUAACUUGGAAAUCGACAGAAACACGAGGCCACCAGGGUUCAACGCUAACAGAAGAAGGAGCCGUGCUGUAUUGUACCAUUUGUCAGGACACUUACAGAAACAGGACAAGAGCAAGCUGAAGAAUGUCUUUGGAGAGAAACCUGCACUCCCAGAAUAUAAAGUUGCAGCUAUCCAGAAAUCCAGGUUUAUUCUGCUUCAUUACGGCACUUUCAAAGCUGGAUGGGACUGGUUGAUCCUCUUGGCAACAUUUUACGUUGCAGUGACUGUUCCAUACAACGUCUGCUUCAGCGCCGGCAGAGACGACCAUUCCGCUGCUUCAAGAAAUCCGCCCAGUGUGAGCGACAUCUUUGUAGAGAUCCUCUUCAUGCUUGACAUAAUACUGAAUUUUCGAACUACAUACGUCAGCAAGUCUGGGCAGGUUGUCUAUGAUCCUCGGUCAAUUUGUGUACAUUAUGCAACAACCUGGUUCUUCGUGGAUCUUAUAGCUGCACUUCCAUUUGACCUCCUCUAUGCAUUCAAUAUCAAUGUGUAUUUUGGUGUUCACCUGCUAAAGACGGUGCGUUUACUGCGACUACUGCGGCUGCUUCAGAAACUGGACCGCUACUCCCAAUACAGCGCCGUGGUGCUCACCCUCCUCAUGUCCAUGUUUGCUCUGAUCGCACACUGGAUGGCCUGCAUCUGGUACUUCAUUGGGCAGAAGGAAAUUGAAGUCAAUGACCUGUCCACCUGGGAGAUUGGUUGGCUUCACGAGUUGGCAAAGCGUUUGGGAACUCCGUAUGUAUACGUUUCAACACUGAGUGCCUCCACCACCCUGAACUCCACUCUUCAGAGCACCUCCAUUAACACCAGCUCUGGAGGUAAUAGUUCCAGUCUGGAGCUGCUGGGAGGUCCCUCAAUCCGAAGCUCCUACAUCACAUCACUCUACUUUGCACUCAGCAGCCUCACCAGUGUGGGCUUUGGGAAUGUGUCAGCUAACACAGAUGCUGAGAAAAUCUUUUCCAUUUGCACCAUGCUCAUAGGAGCUCUCAUGCACGCAGUGGUGUUUGGCAACGUGACUGCGAUAAUCCAGAGAAUGUAUUCUCGACGUUCCUUGUACCACACCAGGACUAAAGACUUGAAGGACUUCAUUCGUGUUCAUCGACUGCCCAAACAACUGAAGCAGCGAAUGCUCGAAUGUUUCCAAACCACAUGGUCUGUGAAUAGUGGUAUUGAUGCAAACGAGCUUCUGAAAGAUUUUCCUGACGAGCUACGGGCAGACAUUGCAAUGCAUCUGAACAAAGAAAUCCUUCAGCUGCCUAUAUUUGAAUCAUCUAGCCGUGGGUGCCUUCGAUCUCUCUCCCUCAGCAUCAAAACCUCUUUCUGUGCCCCUGGGGAAUACCUCAUCCGCCAGGGCGAUGCUCUGCAAGCCAUCUACUUUGUCUGCUCAGGUUCCAUGGAGGUCCUGAAGGACAACACUGUACUGGCCAUUCUAGGAAAAGGCGAUUUGAUUGGCUCCGACUUUCUGGCCAGGGAUCAGGUGAUUAAGACUAAUGCCAAUGUGAAGGCUCUGACCUACUGUGACCUGCAGUACAUCAUUCUGAAGGGUUUGCGGGAGGUGCUAGAGCUAUAUCCAGAAUAUGCACACAAAUUCAUUGAAGAUAUCCAACAUGACCUGACCUACAACCUGCGAGAAGGGAGUGACUCUGAUUUGGAAUAUGCACGCAAUGGUGGCCUUAUCCAGAAGCUGCCCGCCAUCCAGGAGGAUGAAGAACUCGAAGACGAUGAAAGUACACCCUUGUCUCCCAAUGCAAACAGUACUACAGGAAUGACACCACCAACCAGUGCAUUGUAUUCAUGUUCAGAGACAGACAAAGAGUUAUCCAAGCCAGCUACCUCGCCAAAUAACAGAAAGAAGAACAGCGGCAAAAGCAAACUUCCAAAUAACAAUGAGAACAAGCCAUCCAAGCUGCAAUUCCCUGCUGUAAACUCUUCUGCACCCUCCCAACUCAGCCCAAGGUUUGUGGAUGGAAUUGAAACUGGCAACAAUACACCGACUGGACAGACAUUUGAAUUCAAUGCCAAGCAGCUAAACGAAGAUAACUGCUAUUCUCAGUUAACCCCAGGAGAGGCGGAAGAGACCAAGCUACACAUCUGUAAACUUAACCGAGAGAUGCUGCACCUUUCUCAUCAGGUCACUCAGCUGAGUAAGGAAUUGCAGGACAUGAUGCUGCUUCUGAAACCUCUGCUGACCUGCCAUAGGUACGACCUUGCCUCCCCUGACCUUGUGCUGCACCCCAGUCCCUCAGCUCUGUACAGCAACAGCAGUGGAUUCAGCAGCAGUGUGCGCUCACAGGCUCCCUCCGUGGCCCUGACUUGCCCGGUCUUGUUGAGGCCCAACUUUCCACAUCGAUGCUCGUGGCCCGAUAGUAACCUUGACCCGCCAAGGUCACCAGCACUGAAUUUGCAAGGACAGACGGUUCACGCUUCAUUGUCUCUCAGCUCCUUGAUGGAUCCAUCGGUUCACAGAGACAGUGACCCGCACCUUCUGAAGCAGCCCAUGAAAGCCAACAGCUGCCUGUUACCUCAUCAACAAGCCCUGCAUGCAGAUUUAACGCCUUUUGCUUCUUCACCUCCCAGUACGUUGACAAAUUUAGAAGAGGAUAAUCAACCUGAUGAACUCAACAUCAUGGGACAUGACACACUCAUGGCAAAACUCUCAUUGCAAGCAGAUGUUGGUUGCUCACCACAUAGAGUGGCUGAACAUCUGGGCACAACAUUAAUGCCGGACCACCACAAGGGAGAUACGUGUUCUGUUGAGAUGGUCAGGACAUCCACUGAAGACUCUGGCAGCGACUCAAUUCAGUUCAUUGAUGAUGAUGGGACAAAUCUAUAA
Amblyraja radiata (thorny skate) is the source of this 3634-nucleotide messenger RNA. It is a transcript of the gene kcnh3, whose product is annotated as potassium voltage-gated channel, subfamily H (eag-related), member 3. The transcript is spliced from 15 exons. The record is from RefSeq and is a predicted model, not a curated record. Gene Ontology annotation, biological process: regulation of membrane potential; potassium ion transmembrane transport. Lineage: Eukaryota; Metazoa; Chordata; Chondrichthyes; Rajiformes; Rajidae. Gene Ontology annotation, cellular component: plasma membrane. Gene Ontology annotation, molecular function: voltage-gated potassium channel activity. The coding region runs from base 317 to 3634 and encodes 1105 amino acids.